AUGAUUUUAACAAUUGCCAUAUACUGGAUGCUUGCUAUAAUUAUUGAGAAAGCUUUUGUCAGUUCGAUAAUCGGUGGUAAUGCUGUUCAGAAUAAGGAGUUCCCCUGGUUAGUGUUAUUGUCAGCCACUUACUUCACACCAGAAGACAACGAACCUAGCAUCCGCAGUUGUGGAGCCACACUUAUAGACGAAGUUUGGUUACUUACAGCGGCUCACUGCUUCAGUCUCGACGGAAACAAGCUGAUAUCUGCUGACCAGUGGGUAGCUUCUUUUGAAGCAAAAACCAUUGGGACAACAAUUUCUGGACUUUACCUCGACAUCAUCAACUACGUUAAGACUGGUCGUAAAUGGUUGGACAAACAGACCACAGUUGAAAAGAUUAUCCUCUACCCAUAUUUCAACAUGUCAGAUUACCAUUAUUUUGACAUCGCUCUGGUAAAGAUACCCGACGUGCUAAAACAAUUUCAAAUUGCGGUCAACCCAUAUAUCCUACCUUCAUCGUCCACUGACAAAAUAUCCUUGGUUGGAAAAACCUGUAACAGUUACGGAUGGGGAUGUACAAAAUAUGCAUUUGACAAGAGUUUUAAGUUCUGA
Octopus bimaculoides (California two-spot octopus) is the source of this 594-nucleotide messenger RNA. Its product is annotated as serine protease 30-like. Gene Ontology annotation, molecular function: serine-type endopeptidase activity. Lineage: Eukaryota; Metazoa; Mollusca; Cephalopoda; Octopoda; Octopodidae. The record is from RefSeq and is a predicted model, not a curated record. Gene Ontology annotation, biological process: proteolysis.